Molecule: messenger RNA, 2803 nt
Organism: Labeo rohita (rohu)
Lineage: Eukaryota; Metazoa; Chordata; Actinopteri; Cypriniformes; Cyprinidae
Gene: wdr20b
Product: WD repeat domain 20b
Exons: 4
Coding region: 1-1734 (577 amino acids)
Molecular function (GO): protein binding
Source: RefSeq, a predicted model, not a curated record
AUGUUGAAGAUGGCGGCGGAGGGAGGUGGGAAGGAGGCGAACGAAAUUAAAACUCAAUUCACCACACGGGAGGGCGUCUAUAAACUCCUGCCGAACUCCGAGUACAGCCGGCCGAACCGGGUGCCGUUCAAUUCACAGGGCUCGAACCCGGUGAAAGUCUCGUUUGUGAACGUGAACGACCAGUCCGGUAACGGCGAGAGAAUCUGUUUCAAUGUGGGCCGGGAGCUUUACUUUUACAUUUAUAAAGGCGUCAGGAAGGCCGCUGAUUUGAGCAAACCCGUAGACAAGCGGAUAUAUAAGGGAACGCUUCCCACGUGUCACGACUCCAAUGCGCUGACGGCCACGGCGGAGAGCGUCUCGCUGCUGGUGGGCUUUUCUGCAGGGCAAGUACAGCUCAUUGACCCCAUCAAAAAGGAAACCAGCAAACUGUUUAAUGAAGACAGACUAAUUGACAAGUCCACGGUGACGUGUGUAAAGUGGGUCCCGGGUUCCGAACACCUGUUCCUGGUGGCUCACGGCAGCGGUUGUUUGUACCUGUACAAUGUGGAGCACACCUGUGGAACGACUCCGCCGCAUUACCAGCUCCUAAAGCAGGGCGAGAGCUACGCCGUCCACACCAGCAAGAGCAAAUCAACCCGCAAUCCUCUCCUCCGCUGGACGGUGGGCGAGGGCGCGGUCAACGAGUUCGCCUUCUCGCCCGACGGGAAGUUUCUCGCCUGCGCCGGUCAAGACGGAUUCCUACGGGUUUUCUGCUUCGACACGGCAGAGCUGCAAGGCACCAUGAAGAGCUACUUCGGCGGGCUCCUGUGCGUCUGCUGGAGCCCAGACGGACGGUACGUCGUGACCGGCGGGGAAGACGACCUAGUGACGGUUUGGUCGUUUUCGGACUCUACGGUUGUCGCUCGAGGACGAGGGCACAAAUCGUGGGUGAGCGUCGUGGCGUUCGAUCAUUGCAUCACCAGCGUUCAGGACAGCGAAGCUCCAGCGGAGUUUAGCGGAAGCGACGAAGACUUCCAGGACCAAGUGCAGUCCAACGGAAGUCGCGAACGGGCGAAUAGCACGCAAUCUAGAAUCUCCAAAAGAAACUCUACGGGCAUUAGCGUGACUUACCGGUUUGGCUCGGUAGGUCAAGAUACGCAGUUAUGCUUAUGGGACCUUACAGAAGACAUCCUGUUUCCGUUAUCCAGAACGAGGACGCAUACGAACAUCAUGAGCGGGGAAACCAGCACCAACGGGAACAAUAGCGCAACUCCGUCGAACUCUCCUUUACCGCGCUCGAAUAGCUUGCCACAUUCGUCGGGCAACAGCCCGAAAAGCGUCGUAGACAGCGCUUUGAUCGCGACUGGCGUCAGCAAAUUCGCCACGUUAGCUUUGCACGAAGCGCGUAAGGAGCGGCAUCAGGAGAAGGACCACAAACGCAAUCACAGCAUAAGCUACAUCAGCAACAAGAGCAGCGACAAGCUCAACCAGCUCAUCGGCACGCAGAAGGCCAAAACGGACGGCGCUAAGACGCUGGGAACGACUUUGUGUCCGCGCAUGGAGGAAAUCCCCCUGCUGGAGCCGCUGGUUUGUAAGAAAAUUGCCCACGAGAGACUCACUGUGUUGAUUUUCCUCGAGGACUGUCUGGUCACCGCCUGCCAGGAGGGUUUCAUUUGCACGUGGGCACGACCUGGAAAAGUGGGCCUGUUGUCAUCCCAAAACCCAGCUAACUCUCCCAGCGGGACAGUCGUAUAGCUGCUGUAACCGGACAUCCCGACACAGACCGUCAGACGCAUUAUAUCAGCCGUGUCACGUGUCUGUCGUCAUGUUUACUGUUCACAUCGAAGCCUGUCAAGAUCAUAUUUCACCCUAAGAUCAACAAAGAAAGUAUAUUUUGCAUAAACAAAAUUAAGCCUAAUUUAAAACCAUGCAUUAUUGUCUUGACAAUUGAACACGUUUUCUGUCUGAUUCUUAUUACUGUGAUGCAAUAUAUUGUGAAAUACAACUGUAAGUACCCUAAUAGUAUUUAAUUUAUGAUGAGUUUAAUUAAAAGCAAAAUAAUUCUAAACAGGAGAGUUUUCACUACUGUAUUACAAUAAUGUUUUUCACAUUUCAAUAAGCUACCGAGAGUUGGGGGAAAUGUGUGUAAUUGUCAUGAAAAUAAUGAAAACGAAUGGUGAUUUGGGGUGAAACGUUGUUCUCGGCAGGUUUUGAGAGUUAAACUGAUGUUCAGUGUUGUGUUGAGUAUUUUCAGUAAUUAGCAUCGUUUCCUCUUGGUUCGUGGUGUGUGUUUUAUAUCCAGCGUAGUUCAGAGAAUCACAUUCCAUUCCUUUCACGUUCAUGCCGACCCUCCGUUUGUCCUCACUGGAUUUCUGAGCUCAGAACAAACAGGCUGUCGAGUUGUUUUGCACUGAUUGUGUUUUUCUCAUAAUUGCAUUGGAACAAAAACGCGCCGGAAGCCGCUGAUGCGUUUCGUAACGGCGUGUGGCUUCGCUCCGUCGGCGCUGGAUGUUGCAAUCAUACUUUUGUUAAAGAGUGAAAAUCAUUUGCACUAAAUAAUUAGAAGAAAAUGGCUUUACAAAUGUGUGGAGUCGUAAAGGACUCCCUGGAAAUGCUGUAAAAGUAUAAAGAGAAUUAAAUAUCUUUUGUGAACAUUUAUUUUAAUAUUGUUUCAAACGAAACGGGUUAUUGUACAGUGUGUAAAUACUGUAAAUUACGGAUUUAUGAUGGAUUGAAAUAAUAAUUACACAAAAUAGAGAACAGUUGUAUUUCUAAUACAGAGGAAUUUAUAUAUAUAUAUAAAAUAAAAUUGAUCUUAAUUAAG